This is a messenger RNA of Zootermopsis nevadensis, 3098 nucleotides long. It is a transcript of the gene grnd, whose product is annotated as grindelwald. NCBI's taxonomy places the organism in Eukaryota, Metazoa, Arthropoda, Insecta, Blattodea, Termopsidae. The record is from RefSeq and is a predicted model, not a curated record.
AGGUCGGCAGAGCCAGUGCAAUGAGACCUUCAUGACGGUGUGGACGACGGAGGAACGGGGUGUGGAUAUGAGGGUCCUGACAUGUGGCUGCUUGUGUGUCCUGGUGUUUCUAGGAUGGCUUCUGGUAAUGGUCGAGGCAGGUCUGCAAAUAGAGGGCAACGUUUGUGGCCAGAAGACAUGCAAGACCAAGGAAUACUGCAGCAACCACGACAUGAUGUGUCGACCCUGUGACGAAGUGUGCGAGAUAACAUCUAACAACUACCAGCAGAAGACUUGCGAGGACCAGUGUCAAGUAUAUAUAUACGACCAUCGAUAUGUGAUGAGGGAGGACCAAGUUGGAGGGGAGGACCUCAGAAGUGAAAUGACACACUUGAAGGUUAUGGUGAUUCUAACGUUCGUCGUGUCGAUGUUGGUCCUCCUGACAUUGGCUUCCUCGCUGGUUCUGUUCUUGUGGCACAGAAAGAGACGGAACACGCGGCCUUCGCUCCAUUUGCAGUCAAAUGGGACCAAGAACGGUAAGGCGGAUGCGCUGAAGCUGGACAUGUCUGUGGUUGUGCCGCCCCCAAGCACCAAUACCGCGCCGCCCCCAGUAACGCCAGCCACGACGUCCACCCCUCUGAGUUCGCGCCCUCGUUACCCUAAGGAAGAUCCGACGUUGGAGUACGGGGCUUACGACAAUCCGGGUUUGGCGCCGUCGCCAGUGUUCGAGGACAAUCAGGCUGAGACGACGCCAGUCUCGAGGCGUCAGGAGAGUUCCUUCUAGUAACUGAAGACACGGUGAGGCUAGGGGAAUCUUGAAAUGCCACACUUUCCGAAGGAACGCCUUGGACAUACGAUGUUCCUCAAUUGGACGACUUCAUGAAGACAAAACGUGCGUGAGACAAAGAAAUCGCGCAGUCACGGACGACGACUGGACCUGAUUACGUCACAGUUCCCUCGUAAUUACGUGAGAUAUUUUUUUAGUAAACAACGCACAGACGAUAUUUCAUGAGUUCCCCUGUUUUUGAAGCGACUCCUGGAGACAUUUUCGUUGUUUUUUAUUUUCAAGGUUAGUGGCAGUCGGAGGUUCCCACGUUCUAACUCGGUCGAUGCCACUCGUCAGUGUAAGAAAAUUCUCAUCUGAAGACAGGAGCAAAACCAGCUGCCGAAACGUGUAUAUGUAUCAUAUCUCCGACGGCGAGUCUCAAAAUCCAUCAAAAACUAUUGUGUAAACCACUUACAGUCAAAGACGUGGUAAUUCUUGUGACAUUUAAAGUUUCAGUGGGAUUUGCAAUAAAUACGAGACUGAAGUUUCGGUUUAAAAAAUAUUCCGUCCAUUUAAGUGAUCAGUAUUGGGACUGGUGAUAUAUAUACGAGUAACUAUGUAUAUUUGCUCAUGUGACCGCGUUGCUAUGCCCAGUCACACAGCAGGUUUGAGGCAGUCCACGUGUUUGAGCCUAAGCAGACAGUUUGAAGGUGGUAUUGAAACCUACCGGAAGUCCCUUCGUGUUCCCUGACCAGUGGUAAAUAAAUAUACGUAUUACUGCUCUCUGAGCGGAAGACUAACUCGACCUUCAAACAGAAAUACCCAUCCGCGCAUGCGCACAGCCGUUCUAAUACGCGGUGGAGAAACAUCGGCUAACUUUCAGUUCUCCCUUGGCUUUCUAGCUUAGUGUUUCUUUUCGGUCUUGUGCUUGUAGUAAUUCACAAUUUAUAGAUAAUUUACUUUUUAAGUCAGGUCACUUGUAACAUACCCAAUAAUCACGUAUCAACAGUGAGAAUAUUUUCAGUGAGGGACGAUGUUUUUAGGACGACAUUCAACAUGACGUCACUGCUUCAAGGUCGAGUCUAUUUUUCCGGUCAGACAGUACUGUGAACAGAUUUGUUCAUUUAAAGAUUAUUUAACAACUCUAUAUCAUCUGCACUGGUUGUUUAAGUUCGCUGUGAACGCUUAACUGGAAACGAUGUAGAAUAAAACAGUCCUUUCGCGUUUUAAAAUGUUCCAGAAGUGGCCUAGACGAAGAUCAGGGCAUCGCAGAAUACCUCGGCUAGGAUAUCCGGCUUCCGGGCCGAAAGUCUAACCCGGGACCUACCGAAUGUAGGAAGCAGGAUUACCAACCACGACGCCGUCUAUCUGAUGCGUGAUGUGUUAAUAGAUCUUCGUACACCCGUACUAAGAGACUGUUCCCGGCAAAGUUACGAUAAACACCAUAAAAAAGCUCGGCCAAUAAGGUUCAAGUAUUCUAUUCAGUCGUUAGAACUCGCCUUUCCCCUCUCUCCGUCGUCGGGAUGACUACGGGAAUCUUCUAACGUCACGCGGGGUUGUCAGUAGCCUAAGAAACGUAACAUUCAGUGUUAAGAGUACAGAAAUUCUAUUCCGGAAAGACUCAUCUCUCUCCUGGGCUAUUAACCCUUCAAAGCAAAGCAGGCAAAGGAAUUAGAUAUUACAGCUUAAGGGGAAAAAAAAUCUGUCCCUGCCUAGAAUCGAAUCUCGGUCGUAUAGCCAGCGAUGUCACUAUACUGAGCUACAGCAGCUUAAAGUUUAACAACUCUGUAUUUAUGGGCUUAAAGGAUUCUCUCUGAGGUACGGACCGAAUUUUUUUUUUAAAUAUUGUUUAGACGAACUUUGUUCAAAGCGUUAAGGAUUUGUAGAGAAAUCUUUUAUCUUACUGUUCAGUUUAUGUAAUUAACCCUUUGAAGCCGAAGAUCGUCUGAAUAUUAUUUAUGAAUUCAGUCCGUACCGCGAAGAAAACACUACACCUCACCAUUACGAAAAUCAGCUGGUUAACCCUUUGAAGCCGAAGCUCGUCUUCAUAAUAUUUACGAAUCCAGACCGUACCGCGAAGAAAACACUUCACUUAACCAUUAGAAGUCGAAUCAGGCGGUACCACAUAAGAUUUAACAAAAGAACAUCCCGGGCAAAGCCUUAAAGUGAAGUAAUAGCCCCGUUCAUAGCAAAAUCUCUCCUUGGAUGAUCGGAUGAGAGCCUAAGGCCGAACACGUGGACUAAGGUUUCUUGCCCCACACAUUCCAUGCACACACAAGUUGUUACAUUAUUAUUAUUAUUAUUAUUAAUAUUAUUAUUGUGUUUGCAAUAAAGGUUUCUUAAAAACACUAAA